This is a messenger RNA of Peromyscus leucopus (white-footed mouse), 845 nucleotides long. Its product is annotated as claudin-34-like. Gene Ontology annotation, biological process: bicellular tight junction assembly; cell adhesion. The record is from RefSeq and is a predicted model, not a curated record. Gene Ontology annotation, molecular function: structural molecule activity. The transcript has 2 exons. Gene Ontology annotation, cellular component: plasma membrane; bicellular tight junction. Lineage: Eukaryota; Metazoa; Chordata; Mammalia; Rodentia; Cricetidae. The coding region runs from base 89 to 727 and encodes 212 amino acids.
AGAUUAUUACCUUGGUUCUCAAUGGUCCUCUGUUUGACAUGUGAUAAGUGAAGAAGUUUGCUUCAGUUGUCCCGUGUUCGCUGUCACCAUGUUGUUGCUCAGCAGAAGUGCCAACUGCCAAGUCGGAGGAUUUGCUUUGGCCUCCAUAGCAUGGAUCCUUUGCAGCAUCUCCACAAGCCUCCCACAGUGGCGAGUCUGGUAUUUGAAUGAAACCGUGUUCUCCGAGCCUACCAUAGCCUUUGUAGGAAUAUGGAGAGUCUGCAUUUACCACCAAAACUUCAAGCCUGGCAAUGCCAGAGGGUGUCACGAAUACACCUACCAUGACGACUUUGUUCCUUUGGAUAUUCGUAUCAUUCAACACUUGUUACUGGGCUCCAACAUUCUCGGGUUAAUUGGGACAGUGGCCACCAUUUUUGCUCUUCGAAAUGUGUACACAGGGAACAUACAGAAGAAUGUCACCUACAAUCCAUUCGUCAUUUCAGCCAUUCUCAACAUCAUUGUCAGUAUCUUUGUCCUCCUUGCUGUCAUAUGCAAUUACUUCUCUGUCAUUCACAAAGCAGCAAUUGCCUUCCCACAAUCUUUCCGUAUGCCUUUACAGCCACCUAAUCAGAGAAUUGGAAUUGCUAAUGUAGUGGCAAGUCUAGCUGCCCUCAUGUUUUUAGGCAGUGGCAUUAUUUUUCUUUCAUACAUCUCUCUUGUGGAAAACCAAGUGUAUCCCGAGGUUUGAAAAUAAUUUUACAGCUUAUAUCACCUUCCAAUUUCCAGGGAUUAUAGCAAGGAUUCUUUAAUGUUUGUUUGUUUUUUUGUUUGUACAUCCCAACCACAGUUUCCCCUCCCUCUUCUCC